AUGGCUGGUGGUGCUGCAUUGCAGACUGAGCAAACACAGACUGCCAGUACAAGAAGGCUAAUUUCUAUGGUAGUCAUUGUUUACAACCAAACCGACUUACGAAACACGAUGUAUUUAUAUUGCAGUAGGGUAAAGUUCCGGAAAAAACAAUUGUUUAUAACAGUAAAACACUUGGUUUAUGUGACCAACGUAGAAAAAAUAUUUACAAGAAGACUGAUUUAUUCACUUGAUACACCGGCAUCUGUUUAUCCUAACAACUUGAUAUCAACGUGUAAUGAGAAAGUGAUUGUUCUACUUACUGGCCACCAAACGCUGCAUCGGCCUUUUUCUAUGUACAAUUCUAUGAAGACACAAGUUAUUUUAUCUGAUACUUGGUUAUUCAUGGCUUUUAUAUACACCGGAAAUGUAAAUGCUCGACUUCCUGUUCUCUUUGAAUCAGAACUUGAUGCAGCUAGUUAUUAUAGGACUUUUGCAACUCAUUUACAAUUAAAGCAAUUUUGUAAAACAUUUGAUGAGUUGCUCGGUUACAAGCUCUUAUCGAAGUACAUUUUAUUAAAUUUAGGAGUGACUCUGUUCAAAACGGAGAAAACCUGA
Messenger RNA from Echinococcus granulosus, 594 nucleotides. RefSeq lists its product as hypothetical. The coding region runs from base 1 to 594 and encodes 197 amino acids. The transcript has 4 exons. NCBI's taxonomy places the organism in Eukaryota, Metazoa, Platyhelminthes, Cestoda, Cyclophyllidea, Taeniidae. The record is from RefSeq and is a predicted model, not a curated record.